Molecule: messenger RNA, 1217 nt
Organism: Nerophis ophidion (straightnose pipefish)
Lineage: Eukaryota; Metazoa; Chordata; Actinopteri; Syngnathiformes; Syngnathidae
Product: splicing factor YJU2-like
Exons: 8
Coding region: 135-1115 (326 amino acids)
Biological process (GO): mRNA splicing, via spliceosome
Cellular component (GO): U2-type catalytic step 1 spliceosome
Source: RefSeq, a predicted model, not a curated record
GGUUUUUGUAGGGGGGAAGACAUUUGGCGUGACACCUCCGCCUUGAAGGGACAACCCGGAAGUGUAUUUUGAAGUUGGAGCAGAGAACAACAAACGGAGAUUAUCACUAAACUCCUCACUUUACAAGUCUAACAAUGUCGGAAAGAAAAGUAUUGAAUAAAUACUACCCUCCGGACUUUGAUCCGGCCAAAAUCCCCAAACUUAAACUCCCUAAAGAUCGACAGUAUGUGGUCAGAUUGAUGGCACCGUUCAACAUGAGGUGCAAAACAUGUGGUGAGUACAUCUACAAGGGAAAGAAGUUUAAUGCUCGUAAAGAAACAGUCCAGAAUCAACUCUACAUGGGACUUCCCAUCUUCCGUUUCUAUAUAAAAUGCACUCGCUGUUUGGCUGAGAUUACAUUUAAGACAGAUCCAGAGAACACGGAUUACGCCAUGGAGCACGGUGCUACCCGCAACUUCCAAGCGGAGAAACUCAUCGAGGAAGAGGAGAAGAGAGUCCAAGAGGAGCGAGAAGAGGAGGAGCUAAACAACCCAAUGAAGGUGUUGGAGAACCGCACGCGGGAUUCCAAGAUGGAGAUGGAGGUGCUGGAAAACCUCCAGGAGCUGAAGGAUCUCAACCAGAGGCAGGCUCAGGUGGACUUUGAAAGCAUGCUCGGUCAGUACAGAGAGCUGGAAAAGAGAGAGAGGGAGCGAGAGAAAGUGGAGGACGAGCUGGAAACCAAAGACAUGUUGGAGAGAGCCCUCGUCAAAAGACUAAGAGACUCCGACUCUGACAGUGGAGAGGAGGGCAGCAGCAACAUCCAACCAAAGAAAUCCAGCAGCGAUAAUCCGACUGAUAUCCUUACAACUGACAAACCCACCGAAACACAAGCCGCCUGUGUGAAGAGGGUGAAGGUGGAGAGCUGGGAGAGGAGUGUGGGCACACUGGUGGGUAAGGGGUCACUGGGAUCCCUUGUAGUGCGCAAGAAACCUGCAGUCAACAACACGGCGAGUCCAGCGCAGACAUCUGGUGCAGCUUCAAAGACUUCCAGUGUCAGCACGGCCACACAAAAUGGAUCGUCGUCUCUCAGCUUGCUGGGCGCUUAUUCUGAUAGCGAGAGCAACGACAGCGAAUAAAGACGGAACAGGCAUGAAAUGGGAGUGCCGCUGUGUACAAAUCAAGUAACACUGUCAUUUUGUAAAUAUAUUUUAGUCUAUAAUAAAAUUGACUAAGCUGUG